Bactrocera oleae (olive fruit fly) is the source of this 3454-nucleotide messenger RNA. RefSeq names its product Threonyl-carbamoyl synthesis 4. The record is from RefSeq and is a predicted model, not a curated record. Gene Ontology annotation, cellular component: Golgi membrane. NCBI's taxonomy places the organism in Eukaryota, Metazoa, Arthropoda, Insecta, Diptera, Tephritidae. Gene Ontology annotation, molecular function: fatty-acyl-CoA binding.
CACUCGUUAGAUAUUUCUUCAUUGCAGGUAACUUUUUCACCGAUUAUUAUGUUUUCGGGCAGUUUUGCGUAUAUUAAUUUUACUGAAAUUUUCAAAUUCUCAGAAUUGCACCACACACUGUCUUCCUUUUCGUCUCUCUCUUUAUUUACAACCGAAAUGCACGCACUAUGUAAAACACAACAAGUCCAAACGGAGAACAGAUUACGAAUGAAUGAGCAACUCAAAGCAGGCAGCACCUGUAUAUGGGUUGCCAUUUCACUUUACUGUUGACAACAGUGACAUUAAACAGUUGGUAUAGCAUAGCUUUGUGGUUUUUAUAGAAUUUUCAAUUAGUCACUUAUUGAAUAUUGCACGAAAUUUGACUUUUACUAUUAAAAGAUAAUUAUUUUCAAUACGUAAAUAGGGAAAAUAUUUUGAUUUACAAUUAAGAACAAUCAUUGGCCAUAACGAGAAAAUUAUUGUGAAUAGUGUUUCGGUUUUGACACUUUACACUCGCCCUUUACAUUUAUUCUGAACAAUUUUUUGUAUACGCUGGAAUCUGGAAAAGCCAAAUUUCUUGAUUACAAUGUCAGCGUAAUUACAAAUAAAUACAUACUUGGUGAAAAAAGCAUUCGCACAGAAGUUUAUAUAAAAUGGACAGCAUUCAACAAGCCGCUGCGUUAGAAAAAUGGGGAUUCACAUUGCCAGAACUAUAUCGAUUGGCGCUGAGUUUCUACAAACAGAACUCAGGCAAGGCAAUACAUCUGUCGUAUGAGGAUAAUUUAAAAUUGAUAGCUUUUAAGCAACAAGCCACAAUUGGUCCUUUCGAUGCCAGCAGUGCGCCCGAGUUAGGAGUGCUCGAUGUCAUUGGACGAGAUAGACGCAUGCACUGGCAGCUCUUGGGGGAUAUCAAUCGCGAACAGGCAAUGGAGGGAUUCAUCGAUUUGUUGGAUAAUAUGUGUACCGCAUUUCGACCUUAUGUGGAAGCGGUUAAACAAAAUCGCGAUGAGACGUUAAAGCAAGAUCUGCGUCGUAUGGAGGCAGAUAAGUUGGAGAAAGAAAAGCGUGAACGUGAACAAAAAGAGUUUCUAGAAGAGGGCUACAAAGAAGAAUUGCAAAGACGGCAGCUUAAAGAUGCAUUAAACAAACAAACAUUUCAGCAGUUUAAGAGCUACGCUGAAAUUCAGUUUCCUGGUAAUCCAGAACAACAGGGCGUACUCAUACGUCAGUUACAGGACGAGCAUUACCAUCAGUAUAUGCAACAAUUGCAUAUGCAUAAUAAAUCUCACAUUGAAUUGGGUGAAGAAGGCUCGAAGCGGCUGCCAACCGAAGCAGGUGACACUGCAAGUGGUCUAGAUGACUGUAAGAAUGAGGAGCAGCAGCAAGACGACAACAGUCAAGAUAAAUUCAUUACAUUAGAACCGGCUAAAAUGUGGACGCGACCAGAUAUCGAAGAAUUUAAGGCCGACGUAUCGCAAGGUGAGGGAGAUGGCGUGCUACAUUUAGAUCCGGGCGAAAUUGUAACGGUACGGGUACCAACAAUGGCAAAUGGCAAAAGUAUAUUCUGGGAAUUUGCCAGUGAUAAUUACGAUGUUGGCUUCGGUCUAUUUUUUGAAUGGAGCAAACCAACAACAACUGAAGUGGUUGUGCAUGAGACAGACAGCGAAAAUGGCGACUGUGAUAUCGACGAUGAUAUCCAAUCGACAAACGAAGAUCUUGAAAGUGGCUGCGUAAAUAUAGACCGAGAAUCGCUGGACGAUGGUAGCACCACGAAGCCAUACGUAUCGAUAAUAGUGCCCCUCUAUCGUCGCGAUUGUUUUAACGAAGUUUACGUUGGCUCGCAUUCAUAUCCCGGGGAAGGGGUGUAUCUGAUGAAAUUCAGCAACAGUUACAGCUUUUUUCGCUCAAAAGCAAUCUACUAUCGCAUAUUUUACGAACACUAGACAUAAUUUAAUGGUAAUUUAACUGGCCAUGUACCUGUGCCGAAUUGACUUUCUGUUUUUCAAAUUUAAAUAAAUAAAUUUAUAAAAAAAUUGUAUGACGUAAAACAAAUGUUGCAUUAAUACAGUUGCCACUUUUUGUUGGUUUGUUUUGUUUGUUUUGCGAUCAGCUGUUUAUGAAAUUUGUGAAUUGCCGAUAUUUGUGUAAAGUAUGUCGUAAAUUAUUUGCUGAAUAGAUUAAUAAAAAUGUUUACGUUUACAACAAGUGCAUUAAGAACUUUUAAGAAUUUCGCAUGUAAAUUUGCUAAAGCACGUUACCUCAGUGUACUCGGUAUUGAAACUUCAUGCGAUGACACUGGCAUUGCGCUGCUGAACGAAAACGGCGAAGUGCUUGGCAAUGUUUUGAACUCGCAGCAAAAAUUUCAUGCUAGGUAUGGUGGCAUCAUUCCGCCGCGCGCACAGGAUUUGCAUCGUGCCAAGAUUGCCGAAGUUUUCGAGCGUUGCAUGCAGGAGGCAAAGAUGACACCUGACAUGUUAGAUGCUAUCGGUGUUACAACAAGACCUGGUCUGCCGCUCAGUUUGCUUGUGGGUGCGCGCUUUGCCAAACACAUAGCACGGAAAUACAACAAACCAUUGGUGCCAGUACAUCAUAUGGAAGCACAUGCUUUACAAGCGCGUAUGGAACAAAACAUACCAUUUCCUUUCCUAUGUUUACUCAUAAGCGGUGGACAUUCGCAAUUGGUUUUUGUACGGAGCGCUACACAAUUCCUGCUACUCGGCGAAACGCUUGAUGACGCGCCAGGCGAAGCGUUCGAUAAAAUAGCGCGUCGCUUGCGUUUGUUUCUCCUACCAAAAUAUAGUUAUUGGAAUGGCGGCCAAGCAGUGGAGGACGCUGCAAAGGACGCGAAAAACGCCGCGCGCUUCGAAUUCCCCUUACCGCUGGCACGUGAUCGUAAUUGCAACUUCAGCUUUGCGGGCAUAAAGAAUAAUGCUUUUCGUAAUAUACGCGCGGCUGAGCGGCAGGAAGGCACACCACCGGACGGCAUCAUCUACAACUAUCACGAUUUCUGCGCCGGUCUGCUAGCGGCAGUAAGUCGCCAUUUAAUGAAUCGCACACAACGCGCACUGGAAUUUACACUGCCCUGGUUUGGUGACGCGCCACGUUCGCUCGUUGUAUCUGGCGGUGUGGCCAAUAACGAUUACAUUUUUAAUGAUCUCGCAAAUUUAGCAGCGCACUACGAUUGCUGCGCGUACCGACCGUCGAAGAAAUACUGUUCGGAUAAUGGUGUUAUGAUUGCAUGGAAUGCUAUUGAGCAAAUAAAACAAGUUCCCAGCUGCAUGCGCUGGGACUACGAUGCAGUAAGCAUACAAGGCAAAGCAGCGUUGGGCGUAAGUAUGCUGCAUGCAGUUAAAGAGGCGGGUAUCAAAUGCAAAUGGGUGCAGGCGUCAAAAUGGCGUGGUGUCAAGUCAACACUAGAAGUGGCUCAGUAAAUUGUAGAUUUGUAAAAUUAAAAUAAAGUUUUUAAUGUUUGAUA